UUUCAGCUUAGUAGAGGAGAAUUAGUAGUUUUAUAGAUAAACAUUUUGUGUAAUAUAAAUUUAUAGUAAAAUUUUGGUGAAAAUUCCUAGCACGAUAAAAUGGAUAUAGAACAAUCGACUCCAGAAUUGAGCACGGCUCAUACAGUAGACUUGAACAAUGACCGAUUGGACUGCGAGCAUCUUGACGAGUUAACCGAAAGGUGGAUGGAUCCAAAUAGACCCUCCUUUAUUACGGUGUUGUUGCGCUUCUUUGGCAACAUCUUCGUGGAUUGCUUCAGAGCCAUAUUUGCUUAAAAAUCUAAGAUGUGUACCAUAAUUAAAAUUUUGGCAAAUAAAUAUACAACAAUUUCUUCAGUAUUGGAAUAGUUUA
Drosophila virilis is the source of this 370-nucleotide messenger RNA. RefSeq lists its product as uncharacterized. The record is from RefSeq and is a predicted model, not a curated record. NCBI's taxonomy places the organism in Eukaryota, Metazoa, Arthropoda, Insecta, Diptera, Drosophilidae.